CAGAGUCGGUUCCGUUGGCGGCUGACGUAGGCGCGCUCUCGUCGUGCCUCUCCCCGCCCCAAACUCCACGGCGAGCCGGAGAAGGAAAAGAAGAAGAAUAGCAGGAGAAGGAAGAGCAGCAGCAGCGCGAGCAGCGGCAGCGUCGUGAAGACGGCGCCAUGUCGGUGCCCCCCACAGGGUUCCCCCCGCCGCCCCUCGCCCCCGUCAGGGCUCCCUUGCCUGGCGGGCCCGCCGCGGGCCUCCGAGCCCCGGGCGGCGUGGGACUCUGUCAGAACGGACCAGCACAAAAUCAGAUGCAGUUUUCUGCUGGAUAUGGAUCACAUCCUCAAAACUAUAGUGCUCCCUCAGGACACUACUCACAAGUGCCCAAUAAAGCUAUUCCUUCACAGCUGGAUAACCACUAUGGUGCUGAUUAUUUUUCUGCCCAGUAUUCAGUGCCAGCAGAAAAUGUUAAUGCAUCUCCUGUGACUUCUAAGAUUUUGAGCACACAGGGAUCACAGCACUUGUACAAUAGAGCACCUCAUGUUGCAGAAUCAUCUGGACCUGUCCAGGGAAUGACUUCUUCAUCCCAAUUCCAUACCAGCGUUUCACAGUCAUUUUCCUCAUAUGGUAGUCCUUAUAGCAAUUCAGCCUUGCACUCCGUCAGUGCUUCAGUUCCAUCUCAGGGAUUUGUUGCUCCUUCUGCUCACUAUGCCAUGCCUGCUAUCUCUAGUGUUGCUUAUCCAAAUGUUUCAUAUCCUUCUAUGUCCAUUGGCUGUCCAUAUGGGCAAGUGCCUACAUCCCACAGUGUACCAGCUCCUGGACAUUUGCAAGAGGCAAAUGCUUACUCUGAUCAAAAUAGAGGCCCAUCUAUAGGGCAACAGAGAGUUCCUUUGAGUUACAGCUCUGCAUCAUGGUCUGCCCCAGAACUCCAGUCAACUCAAGUGAAUCACAGUGGAAAUUUUGCAGGAUCUGUGUCUGAAGCAAGCAGCCCAAUUGGCACAGGGUCACCACAUCCUACAAAGCAGAAUGUUCAGCCUCUAAAACCUGUCCGAGGAAUGUCUUCAGCUGUGACAUCUUCCGUUAGAACACCUGUUGUAGGGACGACUUCAAAGCCUGGCACUUCCUCUUCUCUUGCACAGCCAUCAGAUUCUUUGCUUCAUGAAGGCAUGCAGUAUGGUGGAUAUGUUAAUAAUCAAGCUAGCUCUCCAGCAACUCCCUUGUCAUCAAGUUCAGAUGAUGAGGAAGAGGAUGAGGAGGAUGAGGAAGCAGCUAUUGACAGCUCUUCCACUACCAGCAGUGCAUCUCCUGUUCUGAACAAUUAUGAUACCCUUGAAGGCGGUGGCUAUCCAGAUGCAUGUUCUGCAACAAGUAGUCCAGCUCCUGCUCCAUCAGUCCCCCAGACAUCUAAAAUGUCUAAGCCAUUUGGCUAUGGAUAUCCCACUCUACAGCCUGGCUACCAGAAUGUAACACCGUCUCUACCACCUCCUGCCACAGAGCCCAGUAAUUCUGCAUAUAAUUCUGGAUUUCCUCAAUAUCCACAGCAAUAUCCUACAAUGAAUCAACUGUCAGCUAGCCUUGGAGGACUAGGUAUACAGCAGCCAGAAAGCCUGAGACCUGUCAACCUUACUCAAGAUAGAAAUAUUCUGCCUAUUGGUCCUGUUCCACCUCCUGUGCCUAAUUUGAACUCAGACCUGAAGAAAUUGAACUGCAGCCCAGACUCAUUUCGCUGUACAUUGACAAAUAUUCCACAGACUCAGGCAUUACUAAAUAAAGCAAAACUUCCUUUGGGGUUGCUUCUACAUCCCUUCAGGGAUCUAACGCAAUUACCUGUGAUAACAUCAAACACCAUUGUGAGAUGUCGAUCUUGCAGGACAUACAUCAACCCAUUUGUUUCUUUUAUUGACCAAAGAAGGUGGAAGUGUAACCUGUGCUACAGAGUUAACGAUGUUCCUGAAGAAUUUAUGUAUAAUCCUCUGACACGAUCCUAUGGAGAGCCUCACAAGCGACCAGAAGUCCAAAACUCUACAGUAGAGUUUAUUGCUUCUUCAGACUACAUGCUUCGCCCUCCUCAACCUGCAGUGUAUUUGUUUGUGUUUGAUGUGUCCCACAAUGCAGUAGAAGCUGGAUAUUUAUCAAUUGUCUGUCAGUCUUUGCUGGAAAACUUAGACAAGUUGCCUGGAGAUUCAAGAACAAGGAUAGGUUUCAUAACAUUUGACAGCACUGUUCAGUUCUAUAACUUGCAGGAAGGAUUAUCUCAGCCACAGAUGCUAAUUGUCUCAGAAAUCGAAGAUGUUUUCCUGCCUUUACCUGAUAGCCUAUUAGUUAAUCUGCAUGAAAGUAAAGAGCUAAUUAAAGAAUUAUUGAGUGCGCUACCAAAUAUGUUCACCAACACAAGAGAAACACACAGUGCAUUAGGCCCAGCCCUUCAAGCGGCCUAUAAAUUGAUGUCUCCAACGGGUGGCCGCAUAUCUGUGUUUCAGACGCAGUUACCAUCCUUGGGAUCAGGAUGCUUGCAGUCUAGGGAAGAUCCCAAUCAAAGAUCAAGCACAAAGGUUGUUCAGCAUCUUGGUCCAGCAACAGAUUUUUAUAAAAAAUUGGCAUUAGAUUGUUCAGGACAACAGACAGCUGUGGAUUUGUUUCUUUUAAGCUCACAAUAUUCAGAUAUGGCAUCUCUUGCUUGCAUGUCAAAAUAUUCUGCUGGAUGCAUCUAUUACUACCCCUCUUUCCAUCAUAUCCACAACUCUGUUCAAGCAGAAAAACUCCAGAAAGAUCUUAAAAGAUACCUUACACGAAAGAUUGGAUUUGAGGCAGUCAUGAGAAUAAGAUGUACAAAAGGUCUUUCAAUUCACACUUUUCAUGGUAACUUUUUUGUGCGAUCUACUGAUUUACUGUCCCUUGCCAAUGUCAACCCUGAUGCUGGAUUUGCAGUACAGAUGUCUAUUGAAGAAAGCCUUUCAGACACAUCAUUAGUUUGUUUUCAGACAGCACUUUUAUAUACUUCCAGUAAAGGUGAACGGAGAAUUAGGGUGCACACGCUUUGUUUGCCAGUGGUAACUUCACUGACAGAUGUGUAUGCUGGAGCAGAUGUACAAGCAAUUAUAUGCCUCUUAGCUAAUAUGGCUGUGGAUCGAUCCAUUUCAUCAAGUCUAUCAGAUGCCAGAGAUGCCUUGGUGAAUGCAGUGGUAGAUUCGCUGUCUGCGUAUAUGACAGCUGCAUCGAACCACCAACAAUCUGCUCUGAUUGCUCCAAAUUCUCUCAGACUGUUUCCUUUGUAUGUUUUGGCUCUCUUCAAACAGAAAGCAUUUAGAACUGGCACAAGUACACGCUUGGAUGAUCGGGUAUAUGCUAUGUGCCAAAUAAAAAGUCAACCACUGGUUCAUUUGAUGAAGAUGAUAUACCCCAAUUUAUACAGGAUAGACAAACUUACUGAUGAGGGUGCUAUACAUGUCAACGAUAGAGUUGUACCACAACCCCCCCUUCAGCGGUUGUCUGCGGAGAAGUUGACAAGAGAAGGUGCUUUUCUUAUGGACUGUGGAUCUAUAUUUUACAUUUGGAUUGGAAGAAGCUGUGAUAACUUCAUAAAAGAUGUCCUUGGAUACCCUAACUAUUCAUCAGUACCUCAAAAACUGACACAACUUCCAGAACUAGAUACUCUUUCUUCAGAACGAACCAGGUCCUUUAUAUCCUGGCUUAAGGACAGUAAAACUCUCAUCCCAGUACUUCAAGUAAUAAAGGAUGAAAGUCCUGCAAAGGCUGAUUUUCUUCAGAACUUGAUUGAAGACAAAACAGAGGCAGCAUUCUCUUACUAUGAAUUUUUACUUCACAUUCAACAACAGAUUUCUAAGUGAAAAGGAAGAAACAAAAACAAACAGCCUAGUUCUUGACUUAACUAAAUGACAACUGUGAAAAAAGCACAUAGAAAGUGAUAAAACCAGGCAUGGGUUCUUGAGCAUCCAUAUCUAAAGCUUUUCAGCUGAAAGGACAAAAUGCACAUCUUCAGAUGAAUUUUACAGUUCUGCUUCAGUAUAAAAAUGAUGGCUAUUAUGCAGUUUUAGUAGUAUGUUUUGUCGGAUUAUAUGCAUUUCCAGUUGUGCAACGAUAUGGUGCUUCUGUUCGUUUCAAGUUGGUGAACUUACAUAGCAAUGUGGAAUAGUAUUUCUUAAUGAAAUCUAAAAUCAGAGCCUUUCCCUCCAACAUUUAAUAUAGUCUUUCCGAUCUCUAGCAGAGAUGCCAAAGUGCAGUGUUCCAUGCUGUUUAUAUGGAUUUGUAAAAGAGAUAAGUCAUAUUUGAAGACUUCACCAUUUUCUAUGUGAAGACGAUAGAGUUUCAAUACAGCAUACACGAAUCCUAGAAAUAAAAAUAUAUAAUGUACAGAAGUGUUAACAUUUGUAAAGAAAAUGUAAAAAAUGUAACUACAGAGUAUGAGUUGCUUAGUGUGCUACAGUGUUAGUGAUUCAAUAAUAAAUCACUAUCUCAGUUAAAUAAUAAAAUUGACUAAUACAUAUUAAAACAAAUCUGAAUCCACAUAGGAAACUACAACUCUGUGAUUCAUUUAAUCAGACCUUUAUGUGGAUUUGUUUAUGAUCAGCUAAUUAAAAUAAUUUUGCUUGAUCAUGUGUUUUAUAUCUGUGAUUACUAUAUUUUAAACACUAAUAUUAAAUUUAGCUUGCUCUAGUAAGAAAGAAUGUUUACUACUUUAUUGUAUAGAAUUGCAGGAAAGGGGAAAGUGGUGAUAUUGCUGAAUUUGGAUUGCAGUUUGUGCAAAAGAUAAUUGACUUGUGAUGCUUCCUAGCAAUGGAUAGUGUCACUUAACUCUGGUUUAUUGUAUGUACCUUGCAACAAUUGUGGUUCUGGAUUCUUCAUUUUUCUCUUGCCACCAUGAGACAGGUAGAAAAUGCUUUUAUUUCAUGUAAAGGUGGGGAGUUCCUGCAGCACAUGAUCCAAAUAUUAGCUUGCAAUAUCUUAAGUUGCUCUUCUGAACUUGCAUUCUGGACACACAUGGCAAGUCAUACUUGCAUGGGACAACUGAAUCACAAAUUUUGUUUGUUCAUUUAUUACUUUAACAAGAUAACAGCAAGAAAUUUUAAAAGCAAUGCUUUCCCCCCCCAAAGAUGAAAAAUACUUUUGUGCACUCGCAGAUAUAUAUUUAUAUCGAAGUUUACUUUCAUGCACAAAAUGUGCUUAUGCAACGAAGGUGUGUUAUUCUUUUACUUUUGUAUCUUUAAUUUUAUAGACUGAUUCACAUGACAUUUUCCUUAAUUUUACCAAAGCAUGUUAAAGGAUUUCUCAGCAGAAAGUCACUGCUUAUUCAACUUAAUUUAUGGCACAUUUUAGAUCUGUGUAAAAGCAUAAGAAUGUUGUAUCUCUGUUACCUAAUAUUUGAAAAUUGGUAUUUUCUAUACUUCACAUUUUGAGUUCACAAAAUAGGUCAAAUUUAUUUUAGUAAAGAAAUUGGUUGAAAACAUGUCAUAUGGAAUCCUAAAUGUGUCAGAUGUAGGAAUGUGUUGUCAGCAAGCAGUUAUUGUAGAAUAAAACAAUUCUGCUGGAACUUAGUGCUGAAUAUCCAAAAGUAUCCAAAGCCAUGAUGUACCGUAAACAAUCUGUAAAACCAUUGCUCAAAGUUUUAUUCUUCUAUAUUUUGUAUAUAAAAUUGUUAUAAAAAUA
Messenger RNA from Varanus komodoensis (Komodo dragon), 5646 nucleotides. It is a transcript of the gene SEC24B, whose product is annotated as SEC24 homolog B, COPII coat complex component. The transcript is spliced from 24 exons. The coding region runs from base 159 to 3830 and encodes 1223 amino acids. Gene Ontology annotation, molecular function: zinc ion binding; SNARE binding. The record is from RefSeq and is a predicted model, not a curated record. NCBI's taxonomy places the organism in Eukaryota, Metazoa, Chordata, Lepidosauria, Squamata, Varanidae. Gene Ontology annotation, biological process: intracellular protein transport; COPII-coated vesicle cargo loading; endoplasmic reticulum to Golgi vesicle-mediated transport. Gene Ontology annotation, cellular component: endoplasmic reticulum exit site; COPII vesicle coat.